Rhizopus microsporus ATCC 52813 is the source of this 894-nucleotide messenger RNA. RefSeq lists its product as uncharacterized. The record is from RefSeq and is a predicted model, not a curated record. Bases 1 to 894 code for a protein of 297 amino acids. The transcript is spliced from 3 exons. NCBI's taxonomy places the organism in Eukaryota, Fungi, Mucoromycota, Mucoromycetes, Mucorales, Rhizopodaceae.
AUGAGCAACAUGGAAGAAAAUGCGAUUCGCAGUACAUUUCCAUCUGUCAACAUUCAAUGGCGUCUUUUUCAUGUACUGACAGCAAUGUCACAGCAAGUACGAGCAAAGCUUGUGCUUGAAAGUCUACCAGAUAGCAAAAGAGCGCAUCAGCCAGCUAUCUUACAACUGAAGGGGAUGAUGUGGAGAACAGCAAAGCUGAAUAUACCAGAAAGCUCAGCAUAUACCCAGCAUUCAUGCUCUAUUUCAAGAACAACUAUUUGGAUAACGGCAGAUUCAUUAAGUGGACAAGAGCACAGCCAGCUCAAGACUAGUUAUUUGCAAAGAGGAAGAAAUAGAAGAGUUGACAGACUGGUGUAUAUUCUGGUCAAUGACGUUGAAGAAGACUUUCUAAGCAACAUAAAUCGUAUCAGAAUGAAUGUUGUAAGAAUAGGACCUGAAGCAAGAGAAGCAAGAAGAAGGGAGCUUGAAGCUGAAGAGGCCAGCAUCCAUGUGGCAAUGGACAUGAAUUCUGAAGUAGAAAGAACUAGCUUGUACAAUAUUCAGUCGUUCAACAAUGCAGACGAAACUUAUGAAGUUCGUGUUGAAAAUGAUACGCAUAUGUUCUUUCUGGGAUGUUGUACUGAAUAUGAUGUUUGGAGAGGCCCAAGUUAUACUGAAGUAUCAAGCAUUGAAGGAUUGCAGCCUGAACCUGAACCUGAACUGCUAAGGGAGCAAGAAAAUACGGUGCAAAAGUUGAAGAUGUUGAAAGAAGUUGUAGAGAAUCUAAGUCCUGACGAAGUUACCAGUUCGUGGAAGCUUCAGGUUGCACAGAUUUAUAAAGAAGUUGUAUUAAGAAGUAAUCAAGUAGAAGAAUUACCAUCAAACAUUCAUUUAGAAAGACAGAAGAUAAAUUAA